Molecule: messenger RNA, 1428 nt
Organism: Umbelopsis ramanniana AG
Lineage: Eukaryota; Fungi; Mucoromycota; Umbelopsidomycetes; Umbelopsidales; Umbelopsidaceae
Exons: 7
Coding region: 119-1327 (402 amino acids)
Biological process (GO): lipid metabolic process
Molecular function (GO): phosphoric diester hydrolase activity
Source: RefSeq, a predicted model, not a curated record
CUGCAGAAAUUUCAAUUUGCUAGACGGCAAAAUUCCUUCAAUUUUGGUGCAAAAUCAAUUUUACUUCACCGCAAAAUAUUUAGAGAAGGACUGUAGCCUGUCAAUCUUCACUCUCAGAAUGAGACCAUUGUCAAGUACCUGGGUAACGGUCAUCCUCGGGGCAUUAGCCGUUGCCAAUGCCGAGCAAGGCAACAACUGGGAACAAAAUCCUAUUGGCUCGGAUGAUGCCACUUCGCAAGAAUUAGUUUCAUUUGAACCUUGUAACGACUUUCCUGAAUACUGUGAGCUACCUAUUGACUGGUCAGUUUGGCUAGGAGCUACUGGCUCUGGAAGUUCAAGCAUCGAGAAGGGUCUAACAUUGAAAGACGGAGAAUGGAUAGAAUCUGUGGGCGACGCCACCAGCUUGAGCAGAACUCAAACUCGUACAGUCACUUCCAUGCUGAAUGAUGGAAUCCGGUUACUGAAAGUCGAUCUUUGCUCAAAUCACGGAGAACCAGCUCAUGUGUGUUUUUCAGAUGGUGAAAACAUCGGAUAUGGCGCCACGCUAAAGAGUUUUCUUCGCGAUUCAUUCCAAUUUCUGAAAGACCAACCACACCAAGCUCUCGUUCUCCAUCUAGAAGAAAACCCCAUGAACUCGGUCGAUAUACGCCAAGUCGAGAAAGUGAUAGACGACGUAUGCGCUGAGCUUUCUAAUAGAACCGCUGGUGUCUUUUGGUUUGAGGCCGGUCAGUGUCCUUGGAUUUAUACAAAGAAGGAGAUUUCUACACCAUUACCCACUAUGGGAGAACUUGUUGGCUUUGAUCCUGAAAUGGCACAAUGGGAAGGUGAUGGCGAACUGGUUGGCGUACGCUCACAGCUGAUUGUUACGCACUCACAAGAAUUCAUCAGACCGUAUGGAUACAAAUCCAACUACAUGUCCCAGCCUUUCUGGCAAACCACUCACGGCGUCUCACAAGAUAUUUCUCAAGUCAAAGCGCAGUUGAAAAAAUUAUGUUCAAAGGCAACAGCCAUUGAAGUUGAAGUUUCAAUUGCUGAAGUACUAAGUGAUUGUGUUGACAAUGGCAAAUGUGCAGAUGCGGGCACUAUGGAUGCUUUGAAUGAUGCUUUGUAUUCCAGACAAGGCUGCAACAUUGAAACUAUGUCGAAUUAUGCACGCAUAGCCGCCAUUUCCACCAGCUUUUACCAUACGAAGUUGGAGCAGAUCAAAGGCAUCCAACGCAAGUUGCUUCAGCUGAACGAGAAAAAGCUCAGCGCCAUCAAAUUGAGUCAUCAGCAACCAGGAAAUUCAAAGCCGAAAAAUCAGGCAUCCCAUCACGACGAGUUGUGAAGAAGAAAUAGAUAAAUUUAUUGCAUUAAAUAAAAAUGUUCCAAGUGCAAUUAUAUCCUUGACAUAACCAACAGGAUUAUCAUGCUGAAACUAAUCUCAUC